Lecanosticta acicola is the source of this 996-nucleotide messenger RNA. The record is from the annotation of a GenBank genome assembly. Lineage: Eukaryota; Fungi; Ascomycota; Dothideomycetes; Mycosphaerellales; Mycosphaerellaceae.
AUGGCAGGUACGAAGAAGACGUCUGACAGCGUUGUUGCGCGGGCGGAUGAGCAACGCAACGCUCCAAGCGAAAAGGAAGCCCCAGCGAGCAAGACGAGCAAGACGAGCAAGAAGCGAGCAGCUUCUCCUGACGGAGAAGCAUCUCCUCUGCCCGCGAAGAAGGCUAAAUUGACGCAGCCGACUGCAAAGCCCACCAAGAAGAGAAGUGCUCCGGCUGAUGAGGAAAGUCAUGUUUCUGGGCCUGUGAAGAAAGCCAAGCGAGCUUCGAAAUGCGUCCAGGUCAAGCAGGAGGAGCUUUCCCCUGCUGCUUAUCCCUCCGGUAUUCCCCAAGUCAAACUCGAACCUCUCUCUGAAGAGGCAGAACCGGAGCAGACAUCAUCGUCGUCCUUCGCCGGGGAAACUCCUGCUCUCGUCGACCAAACACAGUCGGAAGCCGACAACCUCGAAGACCUUUUUGUCGAUCCACUCGACCAAGCGAAGCCCACACCAGCCGAAGGAACAGAUCCAAACUCUGCCCCUGUCCCUACACAGGAGGAGCAGGAGAAGGAGAAGGAGAAGGAAGAAGAAGAAGAAGAAGAAGAAGAAGAAGAAGACGACGGCUACGACCCCGCAGAGGUAGCCCUCCUGCAAACCCUCAUCGCAGACGAACAAACCGCCGUCGCCGCCGCACCGCCCUCACCCGAUAAGCUCAUCUCCUUCGACGAACUCCUCUGGCGCGCAGCGCGCGCAGGCGAGAUCCGUGGCCGCGCACCUCCCGCUUCCCGUUAUCCCGCUACAGCCAGCGAAUUCCACAUCGAUGGGAGCCUGUCGGUGCUGCCGAGACCCGCGAACUGGAAUCAUAUCUACUGUCCGCGAUGCUAUACCUGGGGCAGUAAUUGUUUUUAUAAUGUGCAGGGUUGUGUCUAUCAGCGGUAUGUGAUGCCGGUGAAUUUGGGAGGGUGGUGUGGUGGGGAGUGUGGGUACUGUGCUGUGAUUUUCGAUGCUGCGCAGAGGUGA